Molecule: messenger RNA, 1710 nt
Organism: Penaeus vannamei (Pacific white shrimp)
Lineage: Eukaryota; Metazoa; Arthropoda; Malacostraca; Decapoda; Penaeidae
Source: RefSeq, a predicted model, not a curated record
AUGUCCAAAUUCGACGACCUUCUGAAGCAGCUCGGGACGGGAGUGUGGAAUGUGUUCGUGGUCGUCGCCAUGUGCUACUGUGAGUACCGGUCUGACACCUUCAGGUUAAAUGGGGUACCGCAGGUAACCUGCCCGGACAUAGGAGCCGCUUUCUUGACGCCCGACCUGGCCCACACCUGUAGGCUGCCACCCGACGCGGCCACGGCAGCGAGCAACGACACCAGGUCGCAGUGCAGCUACAACGCCACGACCUCCAGCGGGAGCACCGAGGAACGUCCCUGCCUCCAGUGGGACUUCGACAACUCCACUUUCACUAAUACCAUCACGUCCGAGGGGACUUCCCGCAUGCGUGACCCUCUCGGCCGUUGUUCAGCCUGGUGUGCGACCGGAGCUACCUGCGGGCGGCCUUCAAGCGUGUACUACUUGGCGGGCUUCUUUGCUCAACGGCUGCUCUCCGACAGGUGCUGGCCGCAGCCGCUGGCCGAAUGCGUGUCGACGAGUGUUGCAUGUCAGAGAAGGUUGCAAGAUGACUCAUUCGAUGCUCAUCUUAUUGUCAUCGUCUUUUCUACUUUUUUAGGGAAACAGGUUAGAUUUGGUCGUAAAACAAUGCUAAGUGUAGGAAGUGGGAUUUUCACUCUUACGUCGAACAUACUUCCAUGGUUGCCGAGUAUCAACACCAUGUUGUUUAUCCGCUUUGUUAUGGGCAUGAUGCAACCGACGUCCAUCCAUGCUGGCUACACACUUGUCAUGGAGGUCAACGAACCCAAGUAUAGGGCGGCCGCAGGCAUCUCCAUGUUCCUCCCGGUGGCCCUGACCGUCAUCGCCCUGGGAGGCUACGGUUACCUCCUGCGGGACUGGCGCUGGUUCGGCGUCACGACCUCCCUGCCCUGCCUGCUCUUCCUGCCGAUGCUCCUGUUUCUGGACGAAUCGCCACGCUGGCUGAUCGUGCGCGGGCGCUACGACGAUGCGCUGCGCAUCCUCCGCAAAGCUGCGCGCUGGAACAAGGCUCAGCUGCCGUCCGAGGAGGAGCUGCGCGCCCUCAUGGACCUCAUCAGGAAGGAGGCACUGACUGCGACCACAGAAGGCGACGCGCCCCCCUCAGGGUUUGUCACAUCCUUGAGGAAUAUAGUGGACAGCAUUAUUGUGCUUGUAAGAACGAGGAGAAUGCGCAGUAUUACGCUGUCGUUCUAUGCCCAGUUCUUCGUGCUGGGAAUGGUCUACUACGGCCUCUCGUUCGGCGCCGACAAGCUGGGCGUGGAUCCGUUCGUGUACAUGGCGGUCAGCGGGGUGAUGGAGGUCCCCAGUAGCACGCUGACCAUUCCUCUCGUAGAGAAGAUGGGCAGGAGAGCCUCGAGCACGCUUUUCUUCGUGGUCACCGCCGGCUCGCUCUUGGUGCUCGGCUUCAUCCCAGAUGCUUUGGAGUGGCUGGUGAUUACAAUGGUCAUGCUAGGUCGGUUGGCCGCCACGGUAGCCUUCCAGGUCGUGUACCUCUAUGCCAGCGAACUCUUCCCGACCGAGGUGCGCGCCCGUGGGUUCGGGACUUGCAUGAUGCAGUCAAUGGUCGGCGCCAUGCUAGCUCCCGUCAUUUUGGAAAUGCUGGUGAGUGCAGAGGAGCAGAGUAAUGUACUGGGAGACUUGCAUGCGCUGACGGAUUCAACUCUGAAGGUCCUGAGAGUUGCCAGGCAACAUCAAUAUGUUUCUAUAUAUUAA